This is a messenger RNA of Tetrahymena thermophila SB210, 861 nucleotides long. RefSeq lists its product as hypothetical. NCBI's taxonomy places the organism in Eukaryota, Ciliophora, Oligohymenophorea, Hymenostomatida, Tetrahymenidae. The record is from RefSeq and is a predicted model, not a curated record. The transcript has a single exon.
UAAAAAAAAAGUAAUAAAAAAACAAAAAACAAUACUUUCAAUCUUUAUUCUAUUAAAUUAAAGUAGAUCUCUCCUAAAUCUAACAUACUAGUUGCAAGCUACCUGAAUAGCUUUUAAAAGAGAUAACUAUCAAAGUUUUAAUUCAUACUCAUAUUCAUAAUGAUAAACUCGCUAUUGAACUUAAACUCAUAGGUAGAUGCCGCCUAAGAUUUGUAGUCUACUACUGAAUUUAUUGAAUAAAUUAAUAUUGGAGAAAGAGCAGAAGAAGCUAAAAAAGGAUAUUAGUCUGAAAAGGAAGGGUAUUAUUCUUAAAGCUAGAUUACAUUACUCUAAGUAGGAAAUAUUUAAAACUAUGCCAAAAAAUAAAAGAUUAAAGCAGCUAAGCAAGGAAUUUAAUUUUUUAGUGCUCUUUCUUCCUUAAACAAUACUAAAAAUUUUAUAGAAGACUAAUUUUUUGAAGAAUUAAAUCAGGAUGAAGUUAGGUUUUAGAAUGAAUAAACUCUUGAGUUUCUUAACAUUAAAAAGUGCACAAAUAUAAUUAGCUAAAUAUUAGGAGAAUAGAUCUCAUUGCAGUUUAAUGUCAUUUUCAACCAAUUUAAAAGGUAAAAUAUCCAAGAAAUAAAUUGUCUUGAGUAGCUUUGGGAAGAAUAUAGAUAGUAGAAUUUACAUUAAGAUGUGUUUAAAGCAGCAUACUUGCUAAUAAAUAUAACAACAUUUCAAAAUAAUAGCAAACUUUAUGGAUAAAUUAAGAACUUAUGUGUAGAAUUGAGAAAAAUCAAUUCUACAAAGUCAAAAAAAUUCAAAGCCUUCAUAAAAGAUAUAUCAUAUGAAUAUCAAAUUAAUCAAAUAUACGACUAAUGA